AUGGAAGAGAAAAAAUAUUCAGAGCCCUCUGCGGAGCCUCUACCCACAUAUGGCGAUUCAGAAGUCACUAAAGGAACAUGGAGUCAACGCUUCAUCGAUAGCUUUAAGCAAGAUCCCAACGCUAUCGUCUCCACCUCAGCAGGCGCUGAUGGCGGCGGCUUUGAUAUCGAGAAUGCCGCUCAAGCUACUGCUCAAUCUCCGCUGAAGCGUACCUUAAAGGGCCGUCACUUACAGAUGAUUGCUAUUGGUGGUUCUAUCGGUACUGGUCUGUUCGUUGGUUCAGGUAGUGUGCUCUCCACAGGUGGGCCAGCUGCUUUGCUCAUUGCAUACAUCUUGAUCGGAAUCAUGCUUUACUGCACUGUCCACGCUCUGGGUGAAAUGGCUGUUGUCUUCCCCGUCUCUGGUUCUUUCGCCACUUACUCGACUCGCUUCAUCGACCCUGCUUGGGGGUUUGCUAUGGGCUGGAACUAUGCUCUGCAAUGGUUGGUCGUCUUGCCAUUGGAAAUUGUCGCCGCUUCUCUUACGAUCGAAUACUGGGGAACCAUUACAUCAAAUGCUGCCUGGGUUUCUAUCUUCUGGGUUUUGAUUGUGUCCAUCAACUUGUUCGGCGUUCGCGGGUAUGGUGAGGCUGAGUUUGUCUUUGCCAUUAUCAAGGUCGUUGCUGUUAUUGGUUUCAUUAUCUUCGGUAUCGUGGCCAACUGUGGUGGUGGUCCUGAAGGUGGUUACAUCGGUGGAAAGUACUGGCACUCUCCUGGUGCCUUCAAUAAUGGCUUCAAGGGUGUUUGCAGUGUCUUUGUCAAUGCUGCAUUUGCCUUUGCUGGUACUGAGUUGGUCGGUCUGGCUGCCGCCGAGACUGCCAACCCUCGCAAGUCUCUCCCGACCGCCAUCAAGCAGGUCUUCUGGCGUAUCGCCCUCUUCUACAUCGUCUCCCUGACCAUUGUUGGUCUGUUGGUCCCCUAUACUGAUUCAAGAUUGCUUGCCUCUCACGCGGCCGAUGCCAAGGCUUCUCCGUUCGUUAUCGCCAUUGAAAACGCCGGUGUCAAGGGUCUCCCCUCUGUCAUGAACGUCGUCAUCAUGAUUGCUGUGCUUUCUGUUGGUAACUCGUCUGUGUACGGCUCCUCUCGUACUCUUGCCGCUCUCGCCGAGCAAGGCCAGGCUCCCAAGUUCCUCGCAUACAUCGACCGCAAGGGUCGCCCGAUGUGGGGUAUCAUCGUCUCUGCUAUCAUCGGUCUCCUCUGCUUCCUAGCUGCUUCUAGCGCAGAGGCCGACGUUUUUGCUUGGUUGAUGGCCAUCUCUGGUCUGUCAUCCAUCUUCACAUGGGGAUCGAUCUGUGCUUGCCACAUUCGUUUCCGACGUGCCUGGAAGCUCCAAGGCCACUCUCUAGAUGAGCUGGCAUUCCGUUCUCAACCAGGUGUCAUUGGUUCCUGGAUUGGUUUGAUCUUCAACAUCUUGGUGCUGAUUGCCCAGUUCUGGGUCGGUUUUGCCCCGGUCGGAUAUGCUACCAUGUCCGCUGGUGCUAAAGCCGAGAGCUUCUUCGAGGCUUACCUUGCAGCCCCUAUUGUCAUCGCCUUCUACAUCCCUUACAAGUUCUGGUACCGCACCAAGUUCCUUCGCGCGAAAGACAUGGAUCUGAACACUGGUCGCCGUGAUCUGGAUCUCGGCAACCUCAUUGAGGAGGAGAAGGCUGAGCAGGCUGCUUGGCCCAAGUGGAAGAAGGUGUAUAAGUUUCUCUGCUAG
Molecule: messenger RNA, 1737 nt
Organism: Penicillium taxi
Lineage: Eukaryota; Fungi; Ascomycota; Eurotiomycetes; Eurotiales; Aspergillaceae
Product: amino acid permease GAP1
Exons: 2
Coding region: 1-1737 (578 amino acids)
Biological process (GO): amino acid transmembrane transport
Cellular component (GO): membrane
Molecular function (GO): amino acid transmembrane transporter activity
Source: RefSeq, a predicted model, not a curated record